CUAAUGAGCCUCAUGAGUGAGAAGUCCAUCAGCGGAGGAGCAGCCACCUUCAACGCUCAACAAGUUGUUUUUGGGGGUUUUAAAGGAGCUUUUUAAAUGCAUCGUUUCGCGUCGGAGCAGCAUAACCCCCCCAUCUGACAUAAUCCCCCCUCUCCUCCUCGGUGGCAGACAGGCGGAAGGGACGCCGCCGCGUCCCCGCGCACACUGUCAUUGAAAGUCGGCAGAAGUGGGAAUGGACGUCGGCACCGGCUGAGGGAACAAAAGACUCUGAACACCUGAGCAGGUUCAUUCAUUCAUCACUUUCAUCGAACAGCGCUGUUGUAGAGCCGACUGUCUCCCUGGCUGUCUGAGUGCUUCUGUCACAUGGAACAUUUCGGCGCGCCUUCCAUCACGACGAGUGUUUUUUUCCGCAAAUGACAACGUGCCGCGGAUUCAGUGAAUCCACGCGCUAGAUUCGGGGUCAUUCGACUCGUUUAAUGCCGCUGGCCCGUUCUCCUUUGCGCGUGUCCGAAAGGAUCGGUGCGCCCUGGAGCUCGAGUGUCUCUGCGCGUGUGCCUGUAAUGCGCGUCCUUUUAUGUCCAUUGACAACCCAUCGCUCCUGACAGCGGAUCAAGUGUCCUCGUCAUUCAUCCGCGGAUGCUCCCCGCUCUUCCCCUCACCGCGCGUCUCCAACACAAUGCGAUAGGUGCAGCGUUGUCGGUGUGGCUCAGCAGCUUUGGCUCGUAUACAAACAACGCAGACGGGACACCGACGUCCAUAUACAAACACCGCGGAUCCGGUGCCGAGAUGACCGGCGUCGGACCGCUGAAGGAGGCUGAGGCGAAGAGAGGGAGUGCCACGUGGGGGGAGAGACGUUUCAAGGACGAGGCAGGAGGAGAGACGCGGGAACAUCUGUAAGGACAAAGAGGGCGCUUUAAGGGGAAGUGGAGCUGCUGGCGUCACUCUGACAGGGAGGACGAUUUAACGUGUGGAUGGAGCCGUUUCCAAGGGCACCGAGGUAAGCAUGGCCACAUCAGCCGAGAGAGGGCGGAGGUGUGAGUUGCCGGCUCCGGGGCUAUGACUGGAGAUACAGAGACCACUUUUCUGUAGGUUCUUCGAUUUAACAUUGGGAUUGAACUAUUGGCGUUAUACAACCUGUGUAAUCUAGAUUGACUGCAUGAACUGGUAGUCUUCUCCAAGGGUCACCGGUUCGCCCUCUUCCCUGACUUGGAAUGGAUGGGGUGGCGGGAGGUGCGUGUACCCCCAGUAGCACCGGUGGAUCUGGGGGGGACAGCCUCUCCAGACGUAAUGGAGGGGACUCAAAGCGGCGCAGUAAGGGCAGCCUGCCCUCUCCAGGUUACAGGCUGUCCCAGGCAUCCUUGGAAGGGGAGAGGGGCUCCUUCGGCGGGGACAGCAUUUCCUCUGGUGGACGCGGCCGUCGCCCCUCCAUCCUGAGUUCCUCCACCAGGGAUGGACUUCCCUUCCGCGCAGCGGGCACCCCGGUGCCCCUGCCGCCACCGCCGCCCUCGUCCGCCGGCACAUCCCACCCGCCCCCUCGUUCAGUGGGCUUCGCCAACACUCGCGCCGCCCUGACCUCCUCCUCCUCUGCCGGCACCGGAGUGAUGGUGGUGGCCACCGGCCCAGAGGCCACCACCACCACUACAUGUAACACCACUGCUCCAGGUACCCCGGACUUAAUGGGUCAGUGUGUACUGGGUGGUUUUGGGCUGGACGGAGAGGACUACAGCGCCUCCAACCAGAGCACCUUCAUCCAGAGACAAUUUGGACCCAUGCUUCAGCCGGGGGUCAACAAGUUCAGCCUGCGCAUGUUUGGUUCCCACAAAGCCGUGGCACUGGAGCAAGAAAGACUGAAAUCGGCGGGGUCGUGGAUCAUACACCCAUACAGUGACUUCAGAUUCUACUGGGACCUGUUGAUGCUGAUGUUGAUGAUGGGGAACCUAAUCAUCCUGCCAGUGGGCAUCACUUUCUUUAGAGAUGAAAACACUCCCUCCUGGAUCAUCUUCAACGUGGUCUCUGACACUCUCUUCAUGGUCGACUUGGUUCUAAACUUCAGGACCGGCAUCAUCAAGGAAGACAACACUGAGAUACUGCUGGACCCGAGAGCUAUCCGACAGAAGUAUCUGAAAAAUUGGUUCCUGGUGGACUUUGUGUCAUCCAUCCCCGUGGACUACAUCUUCCUGAUGGUGGACAGUCUGGACACCGAGGUUUACCGGACGGCCAGGGCGCUGCGCAUCGUCCGCUUCACCAAAAUCCUGAGCCUGCUACGCCUGCUCCGCCUGUCCAGACUCAUCCGCUACAUCCAUCAGUGGGAGGAGAUCUUCCAUAUGACCUAUGAUCUUGCCAGUGCUAUGGUGAGAAUAGUUAAUCUGAUCGGUAUGAUGCUGCUGCUCUGCCAUUGGGACGGCUGUCUCCAGUUCUUGGUCCCUAUGCUACAGGACUUCCCUCCUGACUGCUGGGUUUCCAAGAACUUGAUGGUGAAUGACACGUGGGGCCUGCAGUACUCUUAUGCUCUGUUCAAAGCCAUGAGCCACAUGUUGUGUAUCGGGUACGGUGCCCAGGCUCCAGAAGGGAUGACCGACGUGUGGCUCACCAUGCUCAGUAUGAUCGUCGGUGCUACCUGCUACGCCAUGUUCAUCGGCCACGCCACCGCUCUCAUCCAAUCACUGGACUCCUCACGGCGACAGUACCAGGAAAAGUACAAGCAGGUGGAGCAGUACAUGUCAUUCCAUAAGCUUCCUGCGGACGUUCGGCAAAAGAUCCACGAGUACUAUGAGCACCGCUUCCAGGGGAAAAUGUUUGACGAGGAGAACAUCCUGGCGGAACUCAGCGAUCCGCUCAAAGAGGAGAUAGUCAGCUUCAACUGCCGCAGCCUCGUGGCUAACAUGCCGCUGUUCGCCAACGCCGAUCCAAACUUUGUGACUGCGGUGCUGAUCAAGCUCCGGUUUGAAGUGUUCCAGCCUUCAGACUUCAUCAUCCGCGAGGGCACAGUCGGACGGAAGAUGUACUUCAUCCAGCAUGGGCGAGUCGGUGUGCUGACGCGUGGCAACAGGGAAACCAAGCUGAGCGACGGGUCGUACUUUGGAGAGAUUUGUUUGUUGACUCGUGGACGGAGGACAGCGAGCGUCCGUGCAGAUACGUACUGUCGCCUGUACUCUCUCAGCGUGGACAGCUUCAACGAGGUGCUGGAGGAGCAUCCGAUGAUGAGGCGCGCCUUUGAAACUGUCGCUGUGGACCGAUUGGACCGAAUCGGCAGGAAGAACUCCAUGCUACUGCGGAAGUCAUCGCAGGGUGGUUCUCUGGGGGGCAGUAUGGGUCGCGGUGGAGGCCGUGCUUCCGGGGGUCCGGGUGCCGGGGCUCUGGGCUCCUGUGACAGCAUGCUGGUGCAGCAGAUUGUCAAACACGACAGCAUGUCGGCCAUGCAGGAUGCCAUCGCGGCUGCUGCUGCAGGAAGAAGUGGCACGGUGUCUCCUCGGCCACGCCCGGUCAUCUGGGCGCCGCUUGUCCACGCCCCCUUGCAGACUGCUGCUGCUGCCACCAGCAAUGUAGCAAUCGCCCUCAUGCACCAGCAGCAGCAACAGCAGCUUCAGCAGCUUCAGCAGCAACAUGCAACAUGUGCAGGUACUUUCUUCCUGCCCUCCCCUCUUGUCUCUCCCUCCCCUUCGACCUCUUUCCCUUUAUCUCCCCCUCGCCCUCCCGUGUUACAGACCCUCCGUCCCUCUGUGAGCUCUCUCUUUGGGAUGAUGACAAUGGGAGGGGUGGCUGGUUUGUCCCCAAGAGGAUUUCCUUCCUCCUCAUCGUCCAUGGGACCUCCGGGUGGGUUAACAUCACCCCCUAUUGUCAAAACGCCAUCCACACCCUCCUCCUCUGUCCCGACAUCUGUCCAACAAGAAAGGACUCUUCUUUACAACCUCCGCCUCCAGGCUGAUCAUCCGUCAAUGGUUGCUGGAUCGCCAGGUGGAGGAUCACAAACGACGCCCAUCCGCAAGGUAUCGGUCGCCAACCCCCCGACUGCUCGUGGUGCCCCGUCAGAUUGCAACACUUUUUUGAUGGGCCGGCAGGGGGCAAAAGAAGCUCUGUUACGUUACGGUGGAAACAGCUGUCAGGGUCUUCCUGCACUUGGACGACUCACCCAGGAGGCCAGGCUGCUGUCCGCCUCACCCACUCUUCCUCACCGCUCCUGGGCCCGGAGAGUUGCCUCUCCCGCCUCUACUACAGGAAGGGCCUCUGGUGGCAAUUUGCUGGCGGGCUCCUUUUCCUGGCCGGGACAGUUGUCUCAGGGGGAGGCUGCGCAUGUUAUGCUGACCUAUAACGCUCCAGUACAGCUGGUGACAAACAUACCGUUUAAUUCACAAGCACAGGUCGCAGCCUCUAUUCAGGCUGCACUGGCACACAAUCUGUCAACACAACCCUGCCCCUUCACACGGGCCACUGUGCCCACACCUACGGCUGCAUACAUGCCCUUCUGCAGCUUCCUCCCCUCCAAAAGCAGACAACGCACUCCUCUCCCCACCCCUUCAACUGUGCUCACACAGACACCUCGACCUAAACUGAUACCAAUGACCCCCUUGCGCUCUUCCCCUCCUCCUCCCUGCUCAGCCCCACCUUUACCAGGAACAAACCCGCUGUCGCUCUCUGCAACUCCCCGUCCCAAACCAAUCUCUGCAUCCUCUUCCCGCUCUUCGUCUCCCUCUCCCUCCUCCACACCGCCUCCACCUUCGGUUUCUACCCCUAUUUUAACUUGUGGGCCCAAGACAUCUUUUAGCUCCUCUUCUCCCCCUUCCUCCUUGAUCACUUCUAUCCCACCACGUCCCCAGAGCCCCCGAGCCAGGGCAUCCAACACACCUCCUCCUGCUUCUCCAUUGUCUGGCCCCAGUCCCGCCCCAAUCUCUUCUCCAAUACAGACUCCCACUCAGACGACCCGUGCUCGCCCUUCUACCCCCGCCCAAACUCCUACACAAACUCGGUCACCUGUUACUCCGACCCAGGCACUAACCCAUACACCUUCUCCCUCUCCCAUCCCCGUUUCAGGUCCUCCCUCCCUAACUAAAUCCCAGAGUCCAACCCCCCUCCAGCCCUCAGUUCCUUGUUCAACCAAAAGCUCGAGUCAGAACCCAAAACUGAAUCCAACCCAAACUGCAUCUCCUUCCCCUACACCAGCCAACACUAGUUCUACCAAUAAAAUAACGUUCACAGUUCAUCCCGUAAAGCAAGCCCCUCCUGUCCUUACUCAAGCCCCCACAUCUGGCUCUGUUUUCUCCACUAAACCCACCCCAACUACACCCUCCCCCUCAACAUCUUUAUGCCCGAACCCAAGCUCCGCUAGCCCCUCGUCUCUUCCUACAGCCUCCUCCUCGUCCACCAUCUCCCCCAGUUUACAAUCUGCUUCUGCUCGCCCCAAGAAACAAACGCCGACAAGCACGGCUCCCGUUGCCGUCCCCCCCAAAACUAAUACACCCUCUACCACUGCCCAGACCUCUCAGGCACCUGCUACUACACCCACCCUGUCCGCACAUGCAGCCACCCCUGCCAACACCAGCUGCCCUAAAGAUGGGAAAAAAGACCCUCAGCUGUCACUGACUAGAAAAGACUCAGAGAGACAAAGACACAAACUGCCCUUCGGCAUGUGAGACAUUCUCAUAGGAUGUUGUGGCCGCUGCUGACUAGCGGACACCUGGAUUUACAGAGUUGUGUCAGAGUCAUAUUAGAUAUCUAAUGAUAUUGUGUGGACAGGUACAUCUUGUUUGCAUUCACUCUAGGAUGUGAUUGUCUUAGAGCAUCAGGUGUUGAUGUGACUCUCAACCAAGCCGUCGCUCAAGGAGACUCUCUCUGUAGGUAUGUUGAGUGGUUGGCGCAAGCAAUGGAGUCUGAGAAAACAUCCAAAUGUAUACAUACAUAUCUUUGUUAGUGAUUGUUGGAGCAAGCAGGGGAGCUGAAGUGGAAACAGUAUGCACAGUAAAUGGGGUGCAAGCAAUAGCUUAGAAUUUUCUAUACAUGCAAUACAUGUAAAACAUUUGAGACACUCAUAAUGUGACAGGAAAUGAUAUUGACGAUAUUAUAAUAAUUUUGAGAAAAGACCAUUUGGACGUUGGAUGAUAUCAGUUUCAAAUGCGGGCAAUAAAGCAGACACUUGGAUGUCCAGCUCCAACUCCCUCUUGCCUCCCAUUCUGCACCAAAGUGUAAUAUUUUCUCAUCAGAUUAUUAAUAAGAAGAAGAAUAUCAAAUCACUGUAAAGUCAAUGCUCAUAUAAAUUUGAAUAAUUAAGAGCAGUUCACUGGUAGUUUUGUGGUCUGAGGUGUGUGGUGUUUAGUUUUUUUAACAAGACAAAACUUUUAAACCUACCUGUUUUUUCGUGUGUGGAAGUCAAUUACUGCUUCGCUGUGCACCGAGGCUCAUCCGGCACCCUGAACUGUAAAUACGCACCUCUCUGUCGCUCUGCUGUAAGCUUCCUCACUCCUCAGCCUCUGCGUCUUUCGUCUGAUUUCACAGCCCUUGUAGCUAACAGACUUGCUCACUGCCUCUCGGUUUGCCCGGCGUCUCGCUCUUUUGCGGCCGUCAGCCUAAUGUUCGUUUUGCUCUUUGUGCUGUCGCCCUGCGACACUGUUAUAGCAUAAUUUCCAGCGAUGUUUGAUGUUUUGUGUGGGUAGCAACCAGACAUUUCUGUCUUAAACCCUAAUACCAUGUUGCCUAGGCUAUGAAUUAAAGGACCAAAUGUUUUAUUUUUUAUUUACCACAGCUUCAGCUUUCGAACCGAAAACAAAUAAAGGCCAAUAAUGGUGUCACAAUGAUGA
Gasterosteus aculeatus aculeatus (three-spined stickleback) is the source of this 6788-nucleotide messenger RNA. RefSeq lists its product as uncharacterized. Gene Ontology annotation, biological process: potassium ion transmembrane transport; regulation of membrane depolarization; sodium ion transmembrane transport. Gene Ontology annotation, molecular function: voltage-gated potassium channel activity. The record is from RefSeq and is a predicted model, not a curated record. Lineage: Eukaryota; Metazoa; Chordata; Actinopteri; Perciformes; Gasterosteidae. Gene Ontology annotation, cellular component: membrane; HCN channel complex; dendrite.